Sycon ciliatum is the source of this 4679-nucleotide messenger RNA. RefSeq names its product structural maintenance of chromosomes protein 4-like. The transcript is spliced from 34 exons. The coding region runs from base 97 to 3933 and encodes 1278 amino acids. Gene Ontology annotation, molecular function: ATP binding; ATP hydrolysis activity; protein binding. Gene Ontology annotation, biological process: mitotic chromosome condensation. Gene Ontology annotation, cellular component: chromosome; condensin complex. The record is from RefSeq and is a predicted model, not a curated record. NCBI's taxonomy places the organism in Eukaryota, Metazoa, Porifera, Calcarea, Leucosolenida, Sycettidae.
GACCAAAGCCAGAAAAUACAUCUCACCUGCAAGGAUUUGAUGUUUGUGUUCUUCACUGCAACUACCCUGGGUCGCCGUGAAUGAAAUCCUCGGAGAAUGGAUGAUGCACAGCAACCCGAGGAUGCUGGCACCCGAGAUAAGGAAACGCGGCUGAUGAUAAGCCGUGUGGUCAAUGAAAAUUUCAAAUCUUAUGCUGGAAAGCAAGAACUGGGACCUUUUCACAAGCGUUUUUCCUCCAUCGUUGGCCCCAAUGGCAGCGGCAAGUCAAACGUCAUCGACGCGCUGCUGUUCGUAUUCGGCUUUCGCGCAUCUAAGAUCCGCAGCCAGAAGGUGUCGUCGCUGAUCCACAACUCUGACCAGCACCGCAAUGUGCCCAGCUGCACGGUCAGCGUUCACUUCCAGAAGAUCGUAGACUAUCCGGGCGAGGAGUAUGACGUGGUGCCAAACAGCCAGUUUGUCGUGUCUCGCACUGCUUACCGCGACAAUAGCUCCAGCUAUCACGUCAACGGAAAGAAGGUCACCUUCAAGGAGGUGACAGCGCUGCUACGCAAGAGUGGCAUCGAUCUCGACCACAACCGUUUUCUAAUCUUGCAGGGUGAAGUAGAACAAAUCGCCAUGAUGAAGCCCAAAGCUCCCAAUGAGCAUGAAGACGGCAUGUUGGAGUACUUGGAGGACAUCGUUGGCUCCAGCCGCUUCAAGGAGCCAAUUGAAGAGCUCUCGAAGCAAGUUGACGAGCUGAAUGAGCAGCGCGGUGAGAAGCUGAAUCGGGUGAAGGCCGUUGAGAAGGAGAAAGACAGCCUGGAGGGUCCGAAAGAUGAAGCUGUGCAGUUCUUGGUGGACGAGAAUGAAAAGAGUUACUUGUCGCAUCGCCUCUUCCAGCAUAAGCUCUUUAAGUGCAAAGCCAAGGAAGCCACAUCUAGGGAGCAGGCAUCCGCGGGAAAAGAAUCGCUUGCUGCAGUGGACAAGGAGCUCUCCGAGCAUUCAGAUACGAUGAAAGUCAAGACAAAGGCGCUGAAGAAGGAAGAGCAGCGCUUGGGUAAGUGUCAAGCCGCUGCCGAAGCGGCGCAGAACGCCUUUGCAGAGUUUGAACGCCAGGACGUCCGUCUUCAGGAGGAUUUGAAACAUGCACGGGAGAAGCCAGGAAAACUCCAGAAGCAGCUUCAAAAGGAGCGCAAGAAGGUAGCAGAGCUGACAGCUGUCCCCGAGAAGAAUACCAAGGAACUGGAAAUCCUUGCCGACCAGAAGAAGCAACUGGAGGCCAAGAAGAAAAAGGAAGAAGAGAAGAUGACUGAAGUUAUGGCAGGUCUCAGGUCGGCAACAGAGGGUCUACAGUCGGAGAAGGAGGAGAAGGAAAAGAGUUUGGUGGUGGUGAUGAAAACUGUGAAUGAAGCCAAGUCAAAGAUGGAUAUUGCCAAGACAGAGCUUGAGUUAUAUCAGGAAAGGAUUGACCGGCACGGCAAGCUGCUGCAAAAAGCGCAAACCUCUCUACAAGAGGCCAAGGAUACGGCUGCAGCUAAGGAGACCGAAAUUGCGGAUCUGAAGAAAAGUCUUCCCAAAGCCGAAAAAAGCCUGGGCACAUGUCAAGAGGAGGUGAAAGCGGUCAUAGUACAGGAACGUGAAGUCAUGGAGAAGCUGCGUAUCUGCCAGGUCAAUGUGCAAGGUACACGGCAAGGCAUGGAGGCAAACCGUUGUCGUGGUAAACUUCUAGAUCACCUCAUGAACGAGAAGAAGAGCGGUCGGAUUCCAGGCAUCUAUGGGCGAUUGGGCGAUCUGGGUGCUAUUGAUGACUGCUACGAUGUGGCGAUCAGCACCGCGUGUGGCCCGCUGGACAACAUUGUCGUCGACACCAUGGAGACCGCACAGCAGUGUGUAGCUUUCCUGAAGAGCAACAACCUGGGCCUGGCAACAUUCAUCGGCAUGGACAAGAUGGAGAGGCUGCGGAAGGCUGCUGAAUCGAAGAUAUCGACGCCGGAGAACACACCGCGCUUGUUUGAUCUCGUCAAGGUGAAAGAUGCCAGGUUCUCAACUGUAUUCUACUAUGCAUUGCAAGACACCUUGGUUGCUGACAAUAUGGAGAAAGCAUCUCGGCUUGCCUUCAAGGGCACCAGGCGCUGGCGUGUGGUCACUCUGGAUGGCAAGCUUAUCGAGCAAUCUGGUGCCAUGUCUGGCGGCGGCAGUCGGGUGUCUAAAGGCCGCAUGAAGAGCUCAAUUCCGAGUGACGUAUCGCCUGCUGAGCUGAAGGCCAUGGAGACGGAACUGGCGCAGCUGGAGAAGAAAGCUCCGGCGCUGACUGCUUGCCACCACGAGUUGGUGGAGAAAAUCAAGGUCCUGACCAAGGAAGUCAAGGACAUGUCACUGCAAAUGCAGGUCGCCGAGCAAGAUAUUAAGGCCAAGGCCAGACUGCAGACUGAGCUACAGAAGCAGAUAGGCAAGUUGCAGAAGGAGGCGGCGGAGAUGAAGCCCAGCGAUGAUGACACCCAACACGUCAAGGAGCUGCAGGCUGCCUUCAAUGUGGCCGAGAAAGGCUGGAAGAAGGAAGCUGAUGCAGCCAAGUCCAUUGAAAUGGAGGUGCAAAAGAUUCAUCAGAAGAUCGUCGCCAUCAGUGGUGGUCGCAUGAAGGAGCAGCAAGACAAACUGGACAAGUCCAGUAAAGAGCUGGAUGCUUGCAGCAGCAGCAUUACUAAGGCUAAGGUUGGAAUCAAAACAGCAGAGCGAAACUUGACUGCCGCAAAGAAAAAGGUCACAAACAUGGAGACUGAACUUGCAGACAAUGACAAUGAGAUCAAGCGAAUUGAGGAAGAGAUUGGAAAGCUGGAAGAAGAUGCUCAGGGUGUGAUGGAUGACCAGGAGCAAGCUAAGAGUGCGGCUGCAACGCAAGUAACAGUGGUGAAGGAGCUGGCGGCGGAGCUGGCCAAGUACGAUGAGACUUUAGUUGGUCUUCGGAGUCGUCAGCUGGACCUGAAACAUGAGCACGAGCGAGUGGAUGCCGUGUGGAAAGAGAACUUGCAGAAAGUCAAACACUGGCAGAAAGAGCUCAAGAAACUUCAACUCCACGAUCUAGCCGGCUUGUUGCCAAAGGAGUCUGACCGAUCAUCGACCACUUCCCAAUCAUCUCAGCAUCCUGAUGGCAGUACGGUGGUGGCUAUGGAUGUGGAACAGGCAGACGGGGCUCAGUCCGGCAGUGAAGAGGCGACGGCUGGCGACAGUGCUCCUCCGGAGACGGCGAAGCAAUUCUACGACGUCGCCGAGGACGAGGAUCAGAACACAGACUGGGAGAAGAUCCAGAACCAGAUCAUCAUUAUCGAGGAGCGUUUGGCGCAGCAGAAGCCCAGCAUGAGUGCCAUUGAGCGCUUCCAGGAGAAGGAACGCCUCUAUAUGGAACGUGUCAAGGAGCUGGAUGCAAUCACUGCUGACCGUGAUGGCAAGCGUAACGAGUUUGAGGCACUGCGCAAGGAGCGCCUCGACACUUUCAUGAGUGGCUUCACCAUCAUCACGACCAAACUCAAGGAAAUGUACCAGAUGAUCACACUGGGUGGUGAUGCCGAGCUGGAGCUUGUUGACAGCCUGGACCCGUUCUCCGAGGGCAUUGUCUUCAGCGUGCGCCCGCCGAAGAAGAGCUGGAAGAACAUCUCCAACCUGUCCGGCGGGGAGAAGACGCUCAGCUCUCUGGCGCUGGUGUUUGCCCUGCAUCACUUCAAGCCAACGCCGCUAUACGUCAUGGAUGAGAUCGAUGCUGCGCUCGACUUCAAGAAUGUCUCUAUUGUGGCAAAUUACAUCAAGGAGCGUACCAAGAACGCCCAGUUUAUCAUCAUCAGCUUGCGGAACAACAUGUUUGAGCUGGCUGAUCGUUUGGUCGGCAUCUACAAGACCAGCAACUGUACCAAGAGUGUGGCACUGGAUCCCCAUCGCCUCUGUGACCCAUCCACAGCCUGAUUCAUAUUGUGCAUUGCCAGCGCAGCUCAUGCUCUAUUCUAUUCAACUCCAUCUACCGUCGCCUAACACUAACCGCUACCUCGCAUCCAACAUCAUAGUCCACAAGAAAGAAAACCGGAUUUGAUCUUCAUGAAACAACACUGCUUCGAUUGAUAGUAUCAUACUUUGUGAGCGCACCGCUCAUCUUUGCUAUUUCUCUGCUUUGCUAUGCCGUGCUGCUUGCCGCUUCACUUGUCCUACUACAUAUGUGCUCAAUAUCACACACAGCAGAGACGGAGAGUAGCUUGGCUAAGGAAUAGUGUGAGCAGGUGAAAUUUCGCCUCCUGAACAGAAGCACGGGGCUUCGUUCACUGCACAGUCCAGUGUCGCUAUUGCUGGCAUCUGUGAUGGCCGGAGUUCUAUUCACGAGGCUGCGCCGUUCCAUUUGCCACCACUGCACGUGUACAAUCAUGCACUCAGUGCAGUCUCUUUGUAUCAUGUAUCAUGUUAUGUUCGCCAAGGACCAUCAUGCUGGAGAAGGUAUUCGAUGCUCGUGUUAUGUCAAUCCACUUCUAUUUUCACAUUUUUUCUUGUGUUGAUCACAAGAAUUCAAUCAUUCCCACUCAUGCUAUGCUGUACACAAUGCAAUUAUAAAGUAACGUUAGUUGUUGGAGACAACUGCCUUACAUAAUAUACUCAUGAUCAUGUAGCCGCCUGGCUUGCACAUUGUCAGGCUAGAAAACAGGGAGUAAACUCUCUGUGGCUGA